AGAAUAACCAUUCGCGGUUGCACGCCCGGAGGAAAAACUCACCUUGUCCCUUCAACACCUUUCACAUUCUUCAUUGCAUAUCCUCUCUUCGACCACAUAAUCCCUCCUCGUUCUCUCCACAACCAGGCGCACAUCAAACCAAACAAUAACACCCGCAACCACAACCCCCAAAUUAUGCCCGAUCAGACCCCUUCAAAUGCGACGCACCGUCCCGGAAAACACCGCCUAGAGGAACGAGGAGAGCAAGACAUCCCAGAAAUGCCAGCUCCCGCUCCGCAGCCCAACAAGCGUCCGAGGCGAUAUGCAAUGGACGAAUGCCAAUAUAGUCCAGAAUACUCGCCAACUUCGCCUCCUCAGCGCGACUUCCGGCCCCGUGAGUAUGGAGUUGAACAAGAUCGAUAUGGUCAGCCAUACUUUCCCUUUCACGGGUACCCGCCGACGUUUCUGGAAGAUAUGCGACGAGCAUAUGGUACGCCACCGCUUGAUAAGGAGUAUUCUCCGACGUCUCCGGACUAUAGACAAGAACGAUUCAACCCGCCACGGCCGUACUAUGGAGAAGGAUCAUAUCCAGCUGAUGACCGGGAUUUCGACGACCGGCGGUACGAUGACGGCCGGCGCUACCAUGACGAUCGACGGCAUUACGAUGAUCAGCGAGACCACGGAGCUCCGAAACCUGUGCUGCAACCUGUGUACCCACAGGAUGAGCCGGAUCAGGGCCCCAACGAUAGCGACCGCGGCUCUUCCUCAGGUAGUUACUUCGACUCCGAAUACGACAACGACGACGAGCGCGAGCCUCCGCGAAAUGAUGGUUAUAACGGAUACAGUCCCGGCCCCCCGCCUGAUCACGGGUAUGCCCAUCGCAACAAUGACGAAGACUGCGGACAAACACCGCCAUACCAGGACGAUAUCCGUGUCGACCGGCCAUUCAACAAUACCAACGGGCCCUCUCCGUUCCCAAAGCAGCAAAUAAACGGAAAUGUGCAGAACUACUUCUACCACUUCAACGGCACUCCGAGGAAACAAAUCUUCAACUUCCACAUCUCUUCGCCUAAUGCCGCGGGAGGCUUGCCACAGGGACUUCCAGGCGGGAUCAGCUUCUCCUUUGGGAGCGGGAAUGUACCUCAGCAGGAGGCGCGUGGAGAAGGCCAAGCAAACAGUUCUCUGGUGAAUAAGCAGGACCGUCCGCAGCCGCGAAACAUUGAAGAGCUCAAGGAUGAACUGGGUCGUGUCAGAGCGACCGCGACGGCGGAGUUCAUGGAGUUGAUGACAAAAGCAAACCGCCAGUACGCGGAGGCUGUGGGUCGCAUCGCUGAACUGAAGCAGCAGAUCGGGAAAAUGGAAGGGCAAGAUGUGGAGGGAAAGGGAGAGGAGGACCGCCGUGCAGGUGGUGAUCGUUAAGAGUAGACCGAUAUCGAUAGGUUGACUCAUUCCGGCGUCGAGGUCAUGAGUAAAGGGUAAAGCAGCAAGAUGUGAUAUCAUUUUGGAAGCAGUCGCCGGAUACGGUCGAAU
Molecule: messenger RNA, 1509 nt
Organism: Trematosphaeria pertusa
Lineage: Eukaryota; Fungi; Ascomycota; Dothideomycetes; Pleosporales; Trematosphaeriaceae
Exons: 1
Coding region: 175-1398 (407 amino acids)
Source: RefSeq, a predicted model, not a curated record